AGUUUAAACAGAUAAUCCGCGGAGCGGAUUAUUCAUAGAUAUCCGCGGGUUGCGGAUUAUUUCUGUGCAGCCAGCCUACUUACUCCGCAUGAGAUUGACAACAAACAUUCAAUAAAUCCCCAGGUAAUUGAGUACAUUCACUUUGUUGAGAUAUAAAUUUCUUUCAUUCUCUUCUUCUUCCUCAUGUUUAAAACAUCUUUGAAUAGAUUAUUCCAAACAUCUAAACACUUAAAUACCUUGAAUACAUCUCGAGCAAUGUCUUCGUCAAAUAGACCUUCGGGGUUAAUUGCCAAAUCUGGCAUCGAAAUCCUCACGGCGGGUACUCCAAAUGGUCACAAAGCAACAAUCCUUCUCGAGGAGCUCAAGGAAGCUUAUGGAAAGGAUUAUGUCUAUCAGGCCAUCAACAUUGGAGAGAAUAUCCAAAAAGAACCAUGGUUCACUAAGAUUUGUCCCAACGGUCGUAUUCCUGCCAUUGUGGAUCAUGACCGAAAUGAUUUUGCCGUUUUCGAAACUGCAGCUAUCUUGACUUAUAUGACCCGUCAUUACGAUCCCGAACAUAAAUUCAGUUUUACCGAUCCGGAUGAUAUUAGUCGUGCCGAACAAUGGAUUGCAUGGCAGUAAGUUGUCUUCAGAACUCUUUCUAUAUAUACACAUAGACUGAUGCGAAUUUAGACAUGGUGGUUUAGGUCCUAUGCAGGGGCAGGUAAGUCAAGGGACCACUUUCUUCUACUGAAUUCCAUGCUAAUAAACUCUAGUCAAACCAUUUCUACAGAUUCACCAAAGAACGCAUACCAUAUCCAACACAACGCUACGUCGGUGAAACUGAGAGAUUAUACGGAAUCCUCGACAGCCAUCUGAAAGAUCGUGACUACAUCGUCGGGCCAGGAAAAGGCAAAUACAGUAUUGUCGAUAUCGCCAGUUUUGGCUGGGUCAACGUUUCCUACUUGGCAGGUGUUGAUCUCGCUAAAUUUCCCAGCUUGGAGAAAUGGUGGGGGAGAAUUAAUGCUAGACCGGCUGUGAAAAAGGGAACGGCUAUUCCGAGUGAGAGUAAAUUUGGCAAUGAGUCUUUCCAGCGUAGACUUAAGGAAGAGCCGGAAUUCAAGGAGAGUGAGGAAAAGUUAACUGAUUUAGCUAAUAAGGCGAAGGAGCAGUAUGGUUAUAAAUAUGCAUCUCCAUGAUCUAAUUCGCGCCUUUAGAUUUUGCAUAGAUGGAAGACUCACGUCAGAGUGUCGUUAUAUCUAAUACGACUUUGAUUUGAGCACUCAUCAUUUGAGAUACUAGCAGCCAACAAAAUGAGAAAGCUUUUUGAACCAUCUUUUUUUUUUUUGAAAAACGUGAUCUACUCCAGCUACAUUCUCCACAGCACAAUGCCGAGUGGGUCACAAAGUCAGAUAUGCAACCUUUAUUCUCAAGCAGAUGCUCAGCGUGACACUAUCUC
Sclerotinia trifoliorum is the source of this 1438-nucleotide messenger RNA. Lineage: Eukaryota; Fungi; Ascomycota; Leotiomycetes; Helotiales; Sclerotiniaceae. The record is from the annotation of a GenBank genome assembly.